AUGCCUCCAAAGCGGCUAAUCAUUCGCUUCUGUAUUCGGAAAAAAGAUGGCUGCGAGGAAAGUUAUAAAGAGUGUCAGACUCUUCGCCUGUCUGCAGAUGAGCAGACAGCCCAGGACGCACCACGAGGAGGUGGUCUGACUAAUGCGCCCCGCUGGCCCCGCAACUCUCUGACAGUCCGCCGACCGAUCAUCAACGAGUACAAACAACCACACCUGUUGAAGCGCUGGAGCAACAUUUUCGCCUGGUUCGCACCUGUGGUGGACCAGAACUACUGGCUGAUGCAACGCCGCGGGGAGACGCACCAAACACAUGUAAAGUGCCUGAGUGAGGAGCAAGCUUGGCGGGGGAAAAGAGAGACAGUGAUGGAACUUGACAAUGGGACUCUUGCUGUCAACAGUGCAAGGCUUUUGGCAAAAAAAAAAAGAAAAAAUGACGGUAACAACAUUAAGGAAGGAUUCAAAUCGCCAAACUGUCGUUCGUCAAAUAAGGGAUAUCAAAGACCCGUAUAUUUUUUUUAUUUGUUGUUGAUAUUUUAUUGGUCGCUCUUGAGCGUACAGCAAGCAAGGUACUUGGUGUAUCGCGCCUUGGAAUCCGACCACUGCUAUUUUUCUCUUUCUCCUCGGUCUCCUCGACUAUCGGCCCCGAUCAAGAUGAAAGACUGCAAACCACACAAACUCCUAGCCAGCUACAGAGCAAAGCCAGAAAACGCCCUGAACAAGCCAGAAGCAUAG
Lobosporangium transversale is the source of this 732-nucleotide messenger RNA. RefSeq lists its product as hypothetical. The transcript has 5 exons. The record is from RefSeq and is a predicted model, not a curated record. The coding region runs from base 1 to 732 and encodes 243 amino acids. NCBI's taxonomy places the organism in Eukaryota, Fungi, Mortierellomycota, Mortierellomycetes, Mortierellales, Mortierellaceae.